Molecule: messenger RNA, 879 nt
Organism: Aspergillus clavatus NRRL 1
Lineage: Eukaryota; Fungi; Ascomycota; Eurotiomycetes; Eurotiales; Aspergillaceae
Exons: 1
Source: RefSeq, a predicted model, not a curated record
GCCCGCGAUCCCCUCCAGGCUGCUGCCCUCCGCGCGCGCACUCCCUGCGCGCAGUGCCCGCCCCCGCCCCUGACCCCCGCGCGCCCUCUGGCUCGGCCCCGCUGCGCGCGCGCCAACUGGCAACCGCCCCUGGAUGUCCGCGCGCGCGCCCCCUGUCCCGCCAGCCGACGAGCCCGCGCGCCCCCGGUCGAUCCGAUUUCGUCCAAACGGCGCCCGCCAACUGGCGAGCGUGACCCCCCCCGCGCGCGCGCCCACCGCUGCCACAUCUUCAUCGCUCCCGUCCACCUCCGACGCGCCUCCCCGCGCCGCGCCUCCCACGGCGCCAACUCGGCCGGCCAACUGGCCGCCCCCCUUCCCCACCGCCUGCCCCUCGCCCCUCGCCCCCCUCCGCCGCCGCCCCCCCCUCUCCCUUCCUCUCCCCCUCUCCCCUCCUCUGGCCCCCACGCCGCCGGCCUCGCGUGCGCGCACUGGCUGGCCCUGCUGGCCGCCGGGCCGCCUGCCUGCCUGCCUGCCUGCCCGCGCACUCACUCACUCACCCACUCGCUCGCCCGACCGGCCGGCCGGCCGCUGGCCUGCCCAGGGCACGUCGCCGCCUCCGCGCGCGCACUCCCUGCGCGCAGUGCCCGCGCCCGCCUCGCACCGUCCACGUCCACAUCCACGUCCACGUCCACGUCCACGUCCGUCCGCCCUCCAUACAUACCCACCGACCUCGACUGGGCCGGAAUCGUGCGCGCAAACGUUCCCGUGUCCGAAAGUCAUCCGUGGGGGGCCCACCGUGGCCCACUCCCCCCGCGCCUCCCGGCCGGCCAUGUUCUCGGGCCAACUGGUCACCCGCCUUCGACGUCGAGGGGACGGCCGCGCGCGCGCCUGAUCAGCUGA